Messenger RNA from Rubroshorea leprosula, 2070 nucleotides. The record is from the annotation of a GenBank genome assembly. Lineage: Eukaryota; Viridiplantae; Streptophyta; Magnoliopsida; Malvales; Dipterocarpaceae.
GUUUCUCCUGUGAUUUCUUUGCUUCGAAUUUCAAACGUUCGUUUCGAAAAUCUUUGCUCAUUGAAGACAGCUGAAACUGUUACCAAUGGAGAUUGGUGCGGGUCUGAUCGGGUCCUGCUCCAAAGAGCACGAAAAGAUCUACCAGGAGUGGUUCAAUUUUGCUGAUUCAGAUAAUGAUGGCAGAAUCACGGGUAAUGAUGCCACCAAGUUCUUUGCCAUGUCAAAUUUAUCCAGACAAGAUCUUAAGCAGGUGUGGGCAAUUGCAGAUUCCAAGAGACAGGGAUAUCUUGGUUUCAAAGACUUCAUCAUUGCUAUGCAGCUAGUUUCUCUGGCACAGGUUGGACGGGAAAUAACAUUUGAUCUCCUCAACAGUGAUGAUGACUUUGAGAAUUUAAAAACUCCUGUAAUGGAUGGUUUGGAUAUUUUACUUGAAAAGAAACGUUCUUUGAAUUCAAGUGAUCCUGAUCUAAGUGGUAGUUUGCCUGUGCAAGCAUCAAUUUCAGCUCAAUGGUUUUCUUCAAAACCAUCGAAAAAGAUACCUUUAUCCUCGGUUACAUCAAUCAUAGAUGGCUUAAAGAGACUUUACAUUGAGAAGCUGAAGCCUUUGGAAGUUACAUACCACUUUAAUGAUUUUGUAUCUCCAUUACUGACAAAUAGUGAUUUUGAUGCUAAACCAAUGGUUAUGCUUUUGGGUCAAUACUCCACUGGGAAAACAACAUUCAUCAAACAUUUGCUAAAAACUAGUUACCCAGGAGCUCACAUUGGACCUGAACCAACGACUGACAGAUUUGUUGUUGUUAUGUCGGGACCUGAUGGAAGAAGUAUUCCAGGGAACACUGUUGCUGUCCAGGCAGACAUGCCAUUCAGUGGCCUCACUUCUUUUGGAACUGCAUUCUUGUCAAAGUUUGAGUGUUCUCAAAUGCCACAUCCUCUUUUGGAGCACAUAACAUUUGUGGACACGCCUGGAGUUUUAUCUGGUGAAAAGCAACGGACGCAGCGAGCCUACGAUUUUACAGGUGUAACAUCUUGGUUUGCUGCCAAAUGUGAUCUUAUUCUACUUCUCUUUGAUCCUCACAAACUUGAUGUUAGUGAUGAGUUCAAGCGUGUAAUUUAUUCUUUACGUGGUCAUGAUGACAAGAUUCGUGUGGUUUUGAACAAGGCUGAUCAAGUUGAUACUCAACAAUUGAUGAGGGUUUAUGGAGCAUUAAUGUGGUCACUUGGAAAAGUUCUUAAUACUCCUGAGGUUGUGCGGGUCUAUAUUGGUUCCUUCAAUGACAAACCUGUGAAUGAAAAUGCUACUGGUCCAAUUGGGAAAGAGCUCUUUCAAAAAGAACAAGAGGACCUUCUUUCUGAUUUAAAGGAUAUUCCUAAGAAGGCUUGUAAUCGUCGAAUAAAUGAGUUUGUUAAGCGAGCCAGAGCUGCCAAGAUACAUGCUUACAUUAUCAGUCAUCUUAGAAAGGAAAUGCCAGCUAUGAUUGGCAAAGCCAAGGCUCAACAAAGGCUCAUCAAUAAUUUGGAGGAUGAAUUUGCUAAGGUCCAAAGGGAGUUCCAUCUGCCUCGCGGGGACUUCCCAAAUGUAGAGCAUUUUAGAGAGGUUUUGAGCGGUUACAACUUGGACAAGUUUGAGAAGCUAAAACCAAAAAUGAUUCAAGCGGUUGAUGACAUGCUGGCUUAUGAUAUCCCCGAAUUAUUAAAGAAUUUUAGGAACCCCUAUGAUUAAACACUGAUUACCAUAAACAGAGAUGACUUGCUGUCAUAUUGGCGAGUCAGGUUCUCUUUUCUUUUCAGUCAUACAUCUGCUGUCUAUUCUUGCCACUGAAGUUGAAGCUUCUUAGUGCUUCAUUUUAGCUCCUUUCAGGGUUUUCUGGUUCAACUAAAUGGGUCUCUUGUGUAGGCUUCAUGGAUUUUAGGACUUCCACAGGAAAGAGUAAUAAUGUUUCCAUUGUCUUGUACACCUACCACAGAAUUCACAUCAGUGCUUUAUUAUUUAAUUUAAUUUUCAGUAUCACAACUGCAAAACAGGAACAAUUAGACACUUGUUUACAGUAACAAUAACCACCGUCUUCUUUG